AUGCUCGUUGGAGAAGACAUCAUGGUGAUAUUCUCAGGCUCAGUUGUCUCAUUUUUUGGUGUGGUUUUCUCAGAAGAUGUAUUAGUUGUUGGUUUGGCAGAAGAAGAUUUUGUAGAAGCCGGUUCUAUAUUCUUUGGUGAUUGUGAAUCUUUUGUGGGCAGUUCAAGAACAGAUUUUAAAGUAGUGGUUGAAACUGAAUUUGGUAUUGAAGAAGAAAUAAUCAGUGAGUUUCUUCUACUUUCAUUACUUCCACCGGAUGAACUUGAAAAUUUUCUUGAUAAUCUCUUGAAUAGUUUGGAUGGCGACAGCAAUAUACUUUCUGAAGUGGAAUAUCCUCCUUGUUUCAGUAGUGAUUUUUUAGAAGGCGGUUGA
This is a messenger RNA of Candida tropicalis MYA-3404, 372 nucleotides long. RefSeq lists its product as uncharacterized. The transcript has a single exon. NCBI's taxonomy places the organism in Eukaryota, Fungi, Ascomycota, Pichiomycetes, Serinales, Debaryomycetaceae. Bases 1 to 372 code for a protein of 123 amino acids. The record is from RefSeq and is a predicted model, not a curated record.